This is a messenger RNA of Mytilus trossulus (common blue mussel), 2473 nucleotides long. Its product is annotated as U-scoloptoxin(05)-Er1a-like. The transcript is spliced from 4 exons. The record is from RefSeq and is a predicted model, not a curated record. NCBI's taxonomy places the organism in Eukaryota, Metazoa, Mollusca, Bivalvia, Mytilida, Mytilidae. Bases 201 to 680 code for a protein of 159 amino acids.
UAUUCACCAUUAUUGAUUCCUAAGUGUAAGCUGUCUUUCAGCAGACGAAUGUUUCCAUGGUUACAAGAACUUCUAAAUGCGCAAGUCUGUGGUGAUAUGUUUACUAUUAGAAAUACACAACAAGGGAUUAGCAAUGUGAUAUAAUUAAGUAUAUCUGAAUGAUGAAGAAUUUAUACAUGUGUGUAACAUGAAAACCAAUUAUGGAGUACAAGAACCUACAUAAAAUCAUAUUUAUACUUGUCUACUAUACAUACCAUGCUGAUGGUAUCGGAUGUUUCAGAUGUACCUCCAUGAAUGGAAAUAACAAAGAAUGUGAGGACACAUUUAAUAACACUGGAGGGUUUUAUGUCACAGAUUGUUGGGCGAGUCGAAAAGACCGAAUGGGGAUGUUUCCUGCUACAGAAUGUAUUAAGAUGACUGUUACUGAUGAAAACGAUGACGGCCAGGAAUUUAGUUUAGUGGUUAGAGAUUGUGUAGUAGAUAACGGAGGUACAAAUUCUGAGACUGAAAUUGGUCGCCAAAGCCACUGUGGAUGGAUGAAAGUUUUACAAUAUAAUGGCGAGCGGAUGCGAGGGUGUAUACUUAGCUGUGAUCUAGAUGGAUGCAACACAGGACAAAAACUUUCAGCAGUUUCUCUUUGGAUAUUCAUAUUACUUGUUGUAUACUUAAUACUUCAAUGAAAAGUACUUGUUAUAUAUAUUUAUCUAAUCCUACAUUGAAUAACCAGACUUUUUCAUUGAUCAAAACCAGGGACAAAACCUUUUUAAGAAUCACAAAUCAUUGUUGAAGAUGAAAUCAAUUAAACUGUCGUUACUCUUUUAUACUGAAAACAUUUAAAGGAUUUUGGAACAGACUAUCAGUGCAGUGUCAAAAUGAGAAACAGUUUAUAUUUUGGAAUACAAUUUCUACCAAUGUUUUGAAAAUAUAGUGGGAUUUGAUUUUAACGUCCCAUUGCAGGCAGGCUUCAUGUGUUUAUUGCAAAAAAGUCUGCAACAUGGUGAUUGGAUUAUAAUAUCUAUGACUGCUUUUGAAUCAAUGGUGGAAUUGAUUAAGGAGAGUUAUCUGUAAACUAUUCAUAAAUCAAAGAAUUUGUCAUAAAGAUUAGUUAUUUGUAAUGUUUGUAGAAUGUUAGUUUAGAGAAAACAAUCAUUGACUAGGUGCUAAAGUUCAAAUACAAUUUAUUUUCCUUCACGUAGCAGUACAUCCUUUGUUUGAUGUUUAAAAGUCAUAUGUCAACCCUUGAAUUACAAGAUGAUUUAAAUCAGACCAUUAAUUUGGCUCCGUUAUAUUUGCUGGGACAAGCAAAUUUAACAUUACAUGUGCUGGGACAGACAAAUUUAACAUUACAUGUGCUGGGACAGGCAAAUGUAACAUUACAUAAAUUUGCUGGGCCAGGCAAAUUUAACGAAUCAAAGUUAUAGAUCUGAUUUUAUUCAAAGUGCUUAAAAUAGAUCUCAAUUAAAUACAUUAUAGAUCUAUGUGUUUCAAUUCGAGAUAUAAAUACACAAGCAUCUGGUAUAUGGCAAGCAAACUAUAUUUUUAUAAUGAAUGCAAAUAGGUAUCACCGUUUGCCAUAUAAUUUAAUACAUAUUUUAAACACUAUUUUUUUUGUGGAUGUCAAUUUAAUGAAACCUGAAAGCCAUAUUCAUAUGGUAUUUGUAUACUAAUAAUCAUACAUCAUAACAAUUAUUUUUGAUGUUUAAUCAUCGGGUUAAAAAUGUAAGUUAUUUUGUAUGUAACUAACACUGUCAAUAGCAAACAUAAACAUUUGCGAUAAUGCAUCUGAAUAGUUCCCAGCUUACAUUUGGCUUACAGAGAGAAUAGAACAAUAUGAUAGUACCUACUAUAACAUCACUUGCUGUUAUAAUACAUUUUUAUCGAAUUCCAUACAACUAAACAAUUUAAAGACGGUACUUUUGGAAUUCUUGAUAAAGGCUUAAAUCUGAAUUUUUUAAGUGCAUGAUUUGUUUUAGAACAAAGCCUUUUCAGUAUCUAGGACAAUAUUUACUUAUAAAUUUGUAAGUGCAUACUCAAUUUAUAAGGCAAAAUUGUUUCUCGUAAUUGACAAGUUAUUUUGAUUUAAAAAGAAAUAGUUUUCAAUAAGAUUACAGAAAACAUACUCUAUAAACAAAAGUCCUAAAAUUAAUUUUAAAAACUAAUAGUUUUAAAUAAGAUAGCAGAAAAAAUACUCUAUAAACAAAAGUCCUAAAAUUAAUGUUUAAAAAAGAAGCAUGGAUGUUUACCAGCCAUCCAUUAAAAUAAAAAGACAUUUAACCAACAAUGACUUAUAAUGGGUGUACGUCAGUAGGAAUAUUACUGACAACUAUUUGUUGUUGUUGAUUAUGUUGUUACAGCAUUGGAAUGCAUGUGAACCAUUUUGUUUAGUUAUUAAUUAUGUUAUAAUGAAUUGAUUGCAUGCAUGUAUACAUUGUAGACAUCAAUUAGUUAUCGAAAUAAAUAACUGUUAAGAUAA